CUCAGCCUGAAGUAUCUAAACUUCAGGAAGGUCGGGCUUUCGCCUUGCUGCCUGAACUUUUAACGAAGGCAGGCUUCCGUGAAUUCAGAGGCAUUAAACAAGACGUGGGAUUCUCUGUAUUGUUUUGGAGGGUGUGCUGGAACUCCCUCUGUAGACCUCAAACUUUCGGAGAUCUGCUUGCCUCUGCAUCCCAAAUACUGGGAUUAAAGGCGUUCAGAUUAUAGGAACAGUUAAAUGCUUUUCCACAAUGCCUACGUGUAUAAAGCUUCUCGACACUCUGAAUCCUUCCAUGAACUUUCAGAGGAUUGAGAAGUGACUCUGGAAAAUAUAUGGCAAAGAUCCAAUGGGAGACACGGACUCUGACCAUGAGGAGAACUAGGCACAAAAGAAGAAAUCUACCUUCAUGAUUGCUGAGCAACAGUGGUCACUCUCAGUAUUUAGAGACUGCAAGUUCAGCAAGCUUAGUUAUCCUCUGUGUAGCUGUGUCUCCAUCUACCCACCUCUGGCAACUUGACUUUGUUACUUCACAGUGGAAGGUGUCUGAGAAUAUUGUUUGAUACCAGCUUGACAUAGGAGGUGCUGGGUUAAAGGAAGGGCAUGGACCAGAUGUUAAUGGAACCAGAGGAACUAUUCUGGACAUCACGUGCGGAGAAGAUGGAUCCUGGGAGCUGCUGGAACCAGAAGGACCAGCAGUGAAGAGGAGAUGGAUAUAGACAACUAAUGGACUAGGAGGACCAGUGAUGUAGACAGUAUUGAUCCAAGAAGCCAGUGGAAUCUGGAGGACCAGGCAAAAUUUUUGAACCUUGGCUCAUACACCAACAGAGCUUUCCAGGACUUUUCACUGCUAUGGACCCAAAUGCGAAAAGGGGCGCCAUGAGAACAUACAGAGAUGUUUCUCUUCCACCCCAAGAACGUUUCCAAAUGUUAAUUCAUGUGGGGAUGACAAUUGAGGUCAGCAAGAAAGUUCCAUUGAAGACAUAUGUAAAAAUGAAGGAUGACCUCAUAAAGGUGGCAGCUGACCUUCAAAGAAAAGAACUGGAAGAGGAAGCAUUUGUGGAGUACCACAAAUUUUUAACACUCUUUGUGGAGAAACUCAGAAAAGGCCCAGAAUACCUCAACUGCCUGUCCAAGGGAACAAGAUCCAAAAUCAACAAGACUAUAAAUAGAGUCUUUGUUAUUGCUGAGACUCUGAAGAGCAAACUCCUGACAAAAUACAACAAGGAGUAUGAAGGUUACCUGGCAGAUAAGAAAAAAAGAGAAGAGGAAGAGGCAGAAAAUAAGGCCUUUUGGCAAGACUUGAGGAAUACAAUCAGAAACUCACCAGAGUUUGCCAAAUGGAGCUCUCUGGUGGAGAGAUUGGUGCACGGGGCUGAGAAAGAUAGUGGAGAGGUCAGUUCCAGCCUGGUAUCAGCAUCAAAAAGUGCUGAAGAGUCUUUGGCAGAAAGCACUCCACAGGAAGCCUAUGAAGAGGUCACCCCCAACACAUCAACAGACAACCAGGGUGGAGAGACUAAGAUGGUGGAAAGCCCAGGACAGAACUCCAAAGGCCUCCACACUGUGGUCCUUCCAAAGGACCUUUGUAAACAGUUCCUCCGUUCUGCACGGAAGAACACCAAGAAAGGCAUAGAGACAUGUGGUGUGCUAUGUGGCACUCUGGUAAAGGACGAAUACCAUGUCUCCCAUGUCAUUAUUCCUGUGCAGAAAGGAGGUCCCGAUUACUGUUAUGCUCAGAAUGAGGAAACCAUCUUAUUUGUGCAAGAAGAACUGGGCCUUCUCACCCUAGGUUGGAUUCAUACGCAUCCAACCCAGACAGCCUUCUUGUCGAGUGUGGAUGUACACACACAUUUUUCUUACCAGACAAUGCUGCCAGAAUCAAUUGCAGUGGUCUGCUCACCCAAAUAUAAACAAACUGGAAUUUUCACACUGACACCUUUUGGAUUAAAUGAAAUAUCAAUCUGCACCCAGAGGGGCUUCCAUCCCCAUAAUCAGGACUCAGCUAUAUUCUGUGACUGCAGUCAUGUCACCUUUCAAAACAGCAGGGUGACCAUCACGGAUCUGCGAUGAGUAAAUCAAAGCUCGCACCCACAUCAGUGGGAGUGUUUGUGUGUGUGUGUGUGUGUGUGUGUGUGUGUGUGUGUGUGUGUUUGUGUGUGUGUGUGUUUGUGUAUAUGUGAGUGAAUGUAGGGUGGUAUAUAUAUAUCUGUAUGUAUGUUAAACUUUGUCAUGUUAUAUCUGUUAUGUAUGUUCACUUGUAUUUAUGUAUCACACAAUGUGCUCAUUCACAGCGCCCAGAUGAACUUACUUUUUUAUUGCAGUUUUACCAGUUAGGAAAAAGCAUGGAUAAAGCAGAAGAUUGUGACACAUAAAGGAAAGAGCUCUUGAGGAUACAUCCUGAGUCUAGAUGUGAGAACACAAAAAAUUCAUUUUACUUACAAGGUGAGGUGACUGUUUCUGCCAUGUGAGUAAGAACUUUCUGGAAUAAUGCACAAGUUGGGAAAUGUGAUUAUUAGAACAUCAUGGAAAAAACCCUUAGUUCAAUCUCUACAACACAAUAGAAACAUAGUCUUACAUAUGUUUUGGUAUAUGACAGUAUUUGCAGUUCAUAACUGAACAUUGAGGGUACAGAUUGGAGUGAGGAUUGGCUUAAUUGAGUCAGGAGAGAAAAUUCAUCAAAGGUGUAUCCUACAUGAAUUUCAAUUCUAAGUUGUGAAUAUACAUUUCUGUUUCUUGUUUUAGCCUCCUACAUUUCUAAUGUGACCUGUAGCUAGAAACCCUUUGACUAAUGACUUUUCUUAGUUAAAACUGAUUAUAUGGAAACUUUUAACAUGAAAAAGGGAAGUGUAUUACCUGAGAAAGAAAAGUACAAAACACAAAUUUUUAAAUUUUCUCCUAUUAGAAUCAUUUACAGAUUAUAUACACUGUACAAAAAGGAAUAAGACAAAGGGGUCAAGUACUUAAUGUCAAGAAGGUAUAAUAGUACAUUUAAGAACAUGAUGGGAUUUCAAAUUUGAUAAAGAUUCCUUCCAUUGAAUUGUAGAAACUCAUUGUCAGAAAGGAUUUGGACAUGAAUGGGAGCCUCUGGUUACCUCUUCAUAAUGACUAGCUGCUUGUGUAUCUCCUCUUCUAACACAAUUUGCAUAAUUGGAGAUCAUACAAUUAGUAGUAAGGAUUAACAAACUACUAAUGGAAUAACAGUACUUAAUGUAAGAAUGAUUUCUUCAAAUGAUAAGGAAAAACCAGGUUAACCAUUGGUGCGAAAGGCUGAACACAUGAUUUGAAGCUCUUGACUAAAACUAAAAGUCAGUGAAAGAAUUAACAAACCAAACUUCCUGAGUCACCGUUUCUCCAACCAGUGCAUUUAAAGUACGUGUUUUGGAAAACUCAGUUCCAGGCUCACAACUGACAACUUGACUUUGAUACUUCUCAGUGGACAUUGUCUGAGAAUCUUGUUUAAUAACAGCUUGACUAGGAGUUUCUUGGUUAAAGGAAUGUCAUGAACCAGAUGCUGUUGGAGCCAGAGGGGCCAUCCUGGACAUCACAUGCAGAGAAGAUUGAUACUGGCAGCUGAUGGAGCCAGGAGGACCAGCCAGAAAGAGUAGAGAUAGCUGAUGGAAUCAGGAGGACCAGUGAUGAAGAGAAAAACUGAUCCAUGAAUCCAGUGGAAUCUGGAAGCACAGACAGGCCUUAUUUGUAAGAGAGGCAAAUAUAUAGAACUGGUUAGUUGAGAAGUGUCCCAGACAGUCUUCUUCUGUUGAUCCAGAUCUCCAAUAUGACCACCCAUCCCUGGAUGAGGUUCAUCACACUAAGGAAUUCAGUGACCUCAGCUUACCUUAUUGUUGUACUGUAUUUUCUCUUGGCUUUAGAGCUCAGGUUUUAUUAUGUUCUCAUCUGAGAAGAGCCAAAAAUAAUCUGGUUUUUACCUAA
Molecule: messenger RNA, 3924 nt
Organism: Mesocricetus auratus (golden hamster)
Lineage: Eukaryota; Metazoa; Chordata; Mammalia; Rodentia; Cricetidae
Product: STAM-binding protein-like
Exons: 21
Coding region: 847-2064 (405 amino acids)
Biological process (GO): protein K63-linked deubiquitination
Cellular component (GO): endosome; membrane
Molecular function (GO): metal-dependent deubiquitinase activity; K63-linked deubiquitinase activity; protein binding
Source: RefSeq, a predicted model, not a curated record